Trypanosoma brucei brucei TREU927 is the source of this 1413-nucleotide messenger RNA. RefSeq lists its product as hypothetical. Gene Ontology annotation, molecular function: ATP hydrolysis activity. Bases 1 to 1413 code for a protein of 470 amino acids. The record is from RefSeq and is a predicted model, not a curated record. The transcript has a single exon. NCBI's taxonomy places the organism in Eukaryota, Euglenozoa, Kinetoplastea, Trypanosomatida, Trypanosomatidae.
AUGCCACUCGCGUACUUGCAGGGGGAGAUUUUGGAUAUGGAGAAGUAUCGGACAGAAGAAGCUGUUUGGUCGAGAAACACAGUGCGGGAAGCAUGGAAUGCAAUUAACCACACACUGCACGAUACGACCCCCGGCGUUGAUGCAACGAAGAAGAAGGAGAUAAUUGAAAAAGACCUUGUAGGCUUGGCUCUCUGCACGUCAUAUGCGGAAGUGAAGCACCUUCUUUCUCUGUUGACGCCCUCGCUUCGUUCACAUAUUGUUUCUCAGCCCUCCUAUAAACAAACCGAGGUGGAGGAGUUUUUUCUCCAUCUUGGACAAGACAUCGAAGUGAGAGGUGCGGAUUGGGUGAUUCAGGUUCCGCCCCCGUCGGUGACCGAUUUGCGUUAUACCCUUGAGCGGGUGGGCCGAUUUGGCGAUGACGGCCGUGGGUGUAUUGGACACACGCCGCAUCGAGUAGCCGUGUGGCGCGGGCGGUUGGGGGAACCGUUAGGACUCACUAUUCGUGUGGGACGUUAUGUGCCGAAUGUUGCCAGGGCAUUGGUUCCUCUUGCGCGACGAGGUAGUGUUUUGAUACUCUCCAAGGCGGGUAUGGGAAAGACCACAAUCCUGAGAGACCUCGCUGCUUCCCUCUCUCGUGAUCCGGCGAAACCCCGCGUUAUGGUCGUUGAUACCUCGAACGAAAUUGGAGGUGAUAGCCCGAUGCCGCUGCCUUUUCUAGGGCGUUGUCGCCGUAUCCAGGUCCCGCGUCGCGAGGAGCAACAAGAAGUAAUGAAACAAAUUCUUCAAAACCACUCACCGGAGUACGUAAUUGUUGAUGAGGUUUCCACUACCGCCGAAGCAGAAGUAACGUGGUCCAUUUCCCAACGGGGAGUUCAUCUCGUUGCCACAUGCCAUGGCGAAAGUUUAGCGGGGUUAUUGCAAAACCAGUCACUGAACUUGUUGGUGGGAGGCACCGCGCAUGCAUUUCUUAGUAACGAGGAGCGGCGGUUACGGAACAAGAUCAAGAAAACUAUCCUCGAGAGGCCGCAUUCAUCACCGUUUAAGUUUGUUGUGGAACUCCAUUCACGGAAAUUCGCUCAUCUUUAUGUGGAUGUAAACCAGGCUGUUGAUUGUCUUUUGGACCAGGGGGAUGCGAGACGAAGUGCACGGAUUGGGAAAACAAUUGCCAUUGAUGAGCCACUGCCAGAUGAGGUGAUGGGUUUAGUUAUGUCUCAAGAAAAGGAAGGUUCAUAUGCAAGAGAGCCGUCACACGAAUCGUGGAGUGAGUGCAACGAUGAUGACAGUUGCGCCCUCGCCGGGCGGGAGGGGUGGCGGCCAAACAACCGGCCCGAGAGGCAGCGAGGGACUCGGUCGCAUGGAUGUCGAAAAAGAUCAAAUGACGACUUGUUGGACGAACUGAAUAACUUUAAUUAA